Molecule: messenger RNA, 3806 nt
Organism: Colossoma macropomum (tambaqui)
Lineage: Eukaryota; Metazoa; Chordata; Actinopteri; Characiformes; Serrasalmidae
Exons: 10
Coding region: 139-2001 (620 amino acids)
Molecular function (GO): long-chain fatty acid transmembrane transporter activity; long-chain fatty acid-CoA ligase activity
Source: RefSeq, a predicted model, not a curated record
AGACUUGAACGCGCAGCUCAGCUCCGCCUUUACUCACGAGCUUGUGUAAUUGUGCGCGCUCGCGCGGAGGGAAAACUCUUUAGUUCAGCGCUGCUAACUCUCCGAGCUCGCGGGAAUCUGCCCCGAGCUGCUGUAAACAUGCUCGCGCAGGUGUGCGCGGUGCUGUCCGGGCUGGCGGCGCUCGCGCUGCUGCUCAGAGUCUGUUUUCCUCACUUCUGGACGGAGGUGUUUUAUCUGAAGGACCUUCUGCUCGUGUUGGUCCGUUUUCUCUGGCGCAAAAGGCUCCGCCCACCAUUCCUGGCCGUGGAUCGGUUUGAGGAGCAGGUCGCGCGCCAGCCCGGUAGAACCUUCCUCAUGUUUGAGGGAGAAACGUUCACCUACAGCGCCGCCGACAGGCGCAGUAACCGCAUUGCGCAUGCGCUACAAGCGCACUCGUCCCUGCGCGCGGGAGACGCGGCGGCGCUUUUCCUGCGGAACGAGCCGGACUUCCUGUUCGCGUGGCUCGCUCUGGCCAAGCUGGGGUGCGCGGCCGCGCUGCUCAAUGACAACAUCCGGUCCGGGUCUCUGCUGCAUUGUUUCAGGUGCAGCGGCGCCAAGGUGCUGAUCACGAGCGCAGAGCUGCAGGGAGCAGUGCAGGAGAUCAUUGCACCUCUGGUUGAGGAUGAAGUGUGUGUGUUUGUGUUGGCGGCGGAGUGUGUGUCUGCACACAUGCAGAGUCUGACUGAGAAAAUGGAGAACGUUCCAGACUCGCCCAUCCCUCGCACACUACGAGCUAAAGUCACAUUCAACGACCCCGCAGUCUACAUUUAUACAUCCGGAACUACCGGUCUCCCUAAAGCAGCAGUGCUCAGUCAGAUGCGUCUCUUGGCUGCUCUGGCUGUGUUGGCGUCUAUAGGCGUGACAGGUAGUGAUGUCAUCUACGUGACCCUCCCACUUUACCACACAGCCGGCUUCCUUGUCGGCUUCAUCGCCUCUGUGGAGACAGGUUCCAAAAUAAUCCUAAAGCGUAAGUUCUCAGUGUCUCAGUUUUGGAAGGACUGCAGGAAGCACAAUGUGACGGUGAUCCAGUACAUCGGAGAGAUCAUGCGCUACCUCUGUAACACACCCAAGACGGAGAAUGAUAAAGAGCACAGAGUGCGUCUGGCCAUUGGGAACGGACUGAGAGCGGAUGUGUGGAAAGAAUUCCUUACCAGGUUUGGGAAGAUUGAAGUGAGGGAGUUUUAUGCGUCUACAGAGGGAAACGUGGGCUUCUUUAAUUACACAGGAAAGAUUGGAGCUGUCGGACGGGUCAGCUUCCUGCACAGAAAGCUGUUCCCAUUCGCUUUGAUUAAAUAUGACACAGUGACAGAUGAACCUGUCAGAGACGCUAACGGCAGGUGCAUCGAGGUCUCUACAGGUGAAACUGGUCUCCUGGUGGUAAAGAUAACGAAGCUGGCUCCGUUUGCGGGCUAUGCAGGGAAUCCAGAGCAGACAGAGAAGAAAAGGCUGUGGGAUGUUUUCCAGCCGGGAGAUGUUUACUUCAACAGCGGAGACCUGCUGAAGAUCGACCAUGACAACUUCAUCUACUUCCAGGAUCGAGUCGGAGACACAUUUAGGUGGAAAGGAGAAAACGUUGCCACGACUGAAGUCUCUGACAUCAUCACUCAGGUGGAUUUCAUUAAAGAGGGAAACAUUUAUGGAGUUCAGGUUCCAGGUCAUGAGGGAAGAGUCGGGAUGGCGGCAGUGACAAUAAAAGAGGGGGCGGAGUUUGAUGGCACAAAAAUGUUCGACCACGUCACAAAACACCUACCAAGUUAUGCACAACCACGCUUUCUACGAAUACAGAGUGCGGUGGAGGUGACGGGGACAUUUAAGCAGGUGAAGAAGAAGCUGGUGGAGGAAGGUUUUAAUCCUGCAGCAAUCUCUGAGUCGCUCCAUUUCCUGAGUGAGAAAGAGCGGAGAUACAUUCCUCUAACAGAACUCCUCUUUAACAGCAUCGUUACAGGCAGCGUCAGACUGUAACACAGAAUUACCUCAGUUAUGAUCUGAUUACAGAUUAGAUUCACUGUACAGACGAUUUGAUAUUUUAACUUAAUGCCCCAGGAAAUCAUUAAUCUUUGUUCUUGCUAAUUACGUUAAUCUUGCUCUUGGUGGCCACCAUAUACACGUACAAGGUACAUGCUGUGAAUAACUUUCCACUGACAAAUAAAUGGCCGAUGCAUUUUACCAAAACUUUCAGUGUAAACUAGACGGACCUAAUCUUCGGUAAAGCUUACAUAAGCUGAUGUGGUUUGCCCCGCCCACACAGCUUUAACCAAACUGGGUUCCUCUACAGUCUCUCUGUUUUCAAGUCAGAGAAUCUUACAGGGAGAAAGUUUACCACCAAACGAAAGCAAACCACCAAGCGAAAGUUUACUGCCAAGUGAAAGCUGACUACCAAGCAAAAGCUAACCACAAAGCGAAAGUUUAUCCACAAGCGAAAGUUUACCCCAAACGAAAGUUUACCACCAAGCAAAAGUUUACCGCCAAGCAAAAGUUUACCCCAAAUGAAAAUUUAUCACCAAGCAAAAUUUUAACCCUGAACAAAAGCCUACCCCAAGUGAAAAUUUACCCCAAAGGAAAAUUACGCCAGGUGAAAAUUUACCGCCAGGUGAAAAUUUACCACCAAACAAAAGUUUAACACCAAGUGAAAGUUUACUCCCAAACAAAAGUUAGUUUGAAUAUUAGACCACGGCCACACUGUUCUCAGAUAGGUCUGAUCAGCAGUUUUUAAACCGUGUUUUAUUUUAUUUGCUGGAUAUUUAAUAUAACACAAAUAUUUCUGUCAUUUUAAUAAAGUAAAUAACCUGCUUUAAAAUAUUGAUAUUAAUUGAUGAUAGUACGUUAACAGAACAAUAAUAAUCUGUGUUCUAUUCUACCCUAAAUUUCAAGACAAUCAGUAUAACUUAGUUUUUAAGUGAAAACAUCAAAUCUGUUUUUACAGUAGGUGGAGCAGAUCACAAACUAACACAUUCAGAUUUCUGCUAAUCUGAACUCAGCAGCUGUGCUUUACAAUGUGCAAAAAAAUUUAUGAUGAACGGACCAACAGAAAUGCUCCAGAUUUGUUCAAAUAAAAUCUCUUUACAUUAAUUGACAUUACAUUAAAUUAAAGUAAAGAAUGUCUUUGUUCUCUGCUCUAAUGUUACUAUUUUGGAGAUGCUUUUCUUUGGAUAGUGAUAAUAUAUUCAUCAAAGUAAAUAUGAUUAGUAAAAAGCCGCUGGCAAAUGUGUUUUUGAGGUUAAAGUAGAGGAACUGUAACAUUAAAAUCUGGGUCAUUCCACACAAGCUCACCCAGCCCUCCCAGUUCCUCUCAUGGAUAUUCUUGAAAAAAAUCAUUUGAAAACUUAUUUUAAAUUCAUGUAACUUUGCAAAGUCCUACAGGUCUACUCCAGGUACUUUUUUGAGUUAUGAAUUUUUGAAGUGUGGCCUUUUCAUCAUUUCUAUGAUUCUAUCUAUGCACAGUCUCAACCUUAACCAGCUGCUUUUUUUUACUGAACAUCUAAGAAACCCUGAGGAUAAUUUGCAACAUGUAUUCAUGUAAAUAGUUGUUGCUGAAAGUUUUACAGUAAUCAAAUUAUAAAAAUGAACAUUUUUUACCUGAAUGAAGAAUCUUUCAUUUUCAAAAAUUAGUAUCUCCAAGUUUUUACAAAAAUUCAUAACUAAAAAGUAAUUUGCUCCCAUGAAUUUAAUAGUUUUCACAUGAUUUUUUUUCAAGAAAAUCCAUCACAUGAAUUCACUUGGAAUAAGCAUUAUAUAUUAUUUACACAACAUCUGUAGUUCAUUUCUGA